Molecule: messenger RNA, 477 nt
Organism: Zychaea mexicana
Lineage: Eukaryota; Fungi; Mucoromycota; Mucoromycetes; Mucorales; Lichtheimiaceae
Exons: 2
Coding region: 1-477 (158 amino acids)
Source: RefSeq, a predicted model, not a curated record
AUGAAGGUCUCGUCGUCCGCCAUUUUGCUUCUCGCGUUCUUGUCCACUGCUGCCUUUGCCAAGCAAGACCAGUAUGACGAACAGGCCGUUGCUCCUGCACCCACGGCUGGCCAAGGCGCCAUGCCGGCAUCCUCCUCAGAUGCAGCAUCCUCUCCUGUAGCUGACACUGCCGCCCCUACCGGUACCGCCGGCCACUCUUCAUCCGCAGCUUCAUCGGCUGCUCCUACAUCGGGUCCUUCUAGUGCCGCUCCAGCUAAUCUUUCGUCUGCGAGCAACAGUGCUUCGUCCGCAGGCGCAUCCUCUGCAGGCUAUGGUGGUAGCAGACACAGUCCUACAUCCAUGGGCGGCAGUAAGCCCACUCACCGCUCCAGCACAUCUCUCAACCGAUCCGACGCCACCGCUUUGAGUGCUGGAAACGCACUUGCCCUCACUGGUGCCACUGUUGCUGUUGGUUUGAGCUUGUUCCAGCUCUUCUAA